AAGGUAUUUAGAAAGUUUGUGGUCAGCAGGCUUGAGUUCAUUGUACAAACUUUAAAUCUCCACUGGAAAAACGUUUGUUUGACCUCUUUUGACUUGCAAACUUGAAAAAAAAAACUUACCCCCAAACAGUGUUGCUCCAGAGGAUGGGCUAGGAAACAGCUGCCGAGGGAUGAAGUCUCCACCUCUCCUCGUGGCUGCGCUCAUGGCGUGCAUCAUUGUUUUGGGUUUCAAUUACUGGAUUGCAAGUUCUCGCAGCGUGGAUCUGCAGGGUCGGAUCAUGGAUCUGGAAGGCAAAGUCCGCAGGGCGGCAGUGGAGAGGGGAGCUGUGGAGCUCAAAAAGAAUGAAUUCCAAGGGGAGCUAGAGAAGCAGCGAGAGCAGAUCGACAAAAUCCAGUCCUUGCACAGCUUUCAGAUGGAAAAUGCCAACAGAGUACAUCAGGAAGAGAAGGCAGUGCUGAUGGGUAACAUCACAGUGAAUGAACAAUUGGUCCAGAGUCUACGAGAACGCUUGAAAGAGUUACAGACAGACUAUAGAAAGCUACAGAUGGAUGUUUACUGGUUUCGGAAGAACCAGACUAACCUUCAGAAGAAGUUCUCAUAUGACCUGUCACAGUGCAUCAACCAGAUGAAAGAAUUAAAAGAACAAUGUGAAGAAAGGAUAGAUGAACUUACAAAAAAGGGUAGUGAUGUACCACAAAUCAAAGAAAACAAAGACUUCUCAGAAGAUUCAAAAAAAAAUAGCCAGAUUAAUAUUCAACUGCCAGCCUUGAAGCAAACCGAGUUCAAGCAGGCUGACUUGGAACAGCAGAAACACAAUGAAGAUGUACCUAAAGCAGUACCUACAGUAAAAAAGAUAGACUUGCUGCAGGCUAAAGAAAGAAUAAACAGCCUAGCUGACAUCAGAAAACAGGAGCCUAAGGCAGAAGAGAAGCUUUCUAGUGAACUGAAAGCCCCACAGGAUUCACUCAAGGCUGCUGCAGGUCAUGAGGAGAUGCUGCCCAAGUCAGAGAAGGAGCUGAAUCCAUCUGAAGAUGAAAAACGUGUAGCGGGGCAAGAUGUGUUACAGCCGGCAGCAGAGCAGGCUGCCAGUGAGGAAAUUGAGAGGGAGCAACUCCUGAAUUACGAUGCUAAGCAGGAUGACUUGCCCCCUGGAAAGGCUGACAAACAGGAACACGAAGCACUGAACCAGGACGUUGAUUACAAUUUAGAUGAGAAUGAAGCUGAAUCAGAAACAGACAAGCAAGCAGCACUUGCAGGGAUUGAAAAUGUUCGAAACCCUGAAGAUACGAAGAACCACUUAUCUGAGCAAGGUGAAGAAUGAGAGAGGUUGUGAGCAAAGGAGGUUCACGAUGCAACUUAGUCACCUCUUCAUAUAAACGCAGCAAUGAUGAGAGCAAAGUGAUCUGAGAAUGUUUUGAUUAUCAUCUUCUCAAGGCUUCAAUAAGAGCCCAGAUGAAGUAGUAGUUUCUUGUGAAGUUUUCAUACUGUUUCAGUGGUGAAAAAAUUAAUCUUAAAUCUCUGGAGGCUUGUUUUAAAGCACCUUGAGCUCUCCAAUGACUCUUUCCUUCCUACCGA
Molecule: messenger RNA, 1575 nt
Organism: Aptenodytes forsteri (emperor penguin)
Lineage: Eukaryota; Metazoa; Chordata; Aves; Sphenisciformes; Spheniscidae
Gene: GOLM1
Product: golgi membrane protein 1
Exons: 10
Coding region: 170-1321 (383 amino acids)
Cellular component (GO): Golgi apparatus
Source: RefSeq, a predicted model, not a curated record